UCUCUAGUCCUCGGCCCAAUCAUAGAACUGUUAGGCUUGUUUGACGUCCCCACAUCCCUAAUACUCCGAGUUCCAACAUUUGAUGGCAGCAUCAAACUCGGACAUUCGGAAAAAAUGGUCAUUAAACUUGCGGCAUUGAGUGUGGCAACCAUAUUCUGUGGCAUUCAUUGUAUAGCUUGGUUUUUUACCUUCGUCACACAUCAGGAACAGCUCUUAUGGCGCAUAUGGGCCCUCGGUAUACUGGCACACCCUGGCUUUUCCUUUGUGUGACUGCCCCAUUCGAUCCACUUUUCUUUUGUAAUCCAGGUACCCUGGUGCAUAUAGAUCUCCUGACUGGACUUUUAUUGUACAUUACAGCUCGUGCCAUCUUGUUGGUACUCAUGUUCACCACUUUACGACAUCUUCCUGGUGACGCAUGCCAGGCGGUGUCAUGGAUUGGUUUGGUGCCGCACUUGUAGUUCCUGAUUACGGUACUUGUAUGAUAAGCACAAAUGAUAAAUAU
Molecule: messenger RNA, 502 nt
Organism: Suillus discolor
Lineage: Eukaryota; Fungi; Basidiomycota; Agaricomycetes; Boletales; Suillaceae
Exons: 1
Coding region: 216-458 (80 amino acids)
Source: RefSeq, a predicted model, not a curated record